CACGUAAUGAUUGUAGAAUGAUAAAAAUCGACAGCAAUGUCGGAUCUUAAAGCAAGCUUGCAGAUAAAGGCUUUUCUAACUGGAUCAAAGCAAAUCUUGCGAUAUCUGUCACCAAAGCUGGUUUGGAAGAUUCCGUAUGUACCAAACUUCAAACUAUUCACCGCGGUAUUUUAAAUGAUAUACGAACGGACGAUCAGAAACACAACAACAUCUUUUGUUAUGGUUGCUCAACACAGUCUAUAAUUCGCUGCUCGAGAAUACAUCCAUGCAAUCGGGUGGGCAAGAUAUGUCCGUUCCAUAAACAAACACAAUAUCGAAAAUGUCGAAACGAAAUUUGUGAUAAAAUCAGAGACACAAUAGUACAAGCUCAUAUACAUCAAACACCGUCAUGGAAAAAUACUCGGGCGGAGGCGUGGUGUAAAUCUUAUUGGGAGUAUGCAAAAUGCUUUAUGCCCUCAGAUGGAUACUCUGACAAGAACUCAUUUUCUGAAACAGACUUCAAUGGAAUCAUUAAUAUAGUGAUACAUCAUUCCGCAUUUUGUGAUGAGAUCGACGGUAGUGUCUGUAAAAAAGCGCGAAGUAUUGUGAAUGGUAUAAGACAUAAUUCAGACCUUUCAGUCGGUGACCAGCAGCUUGAAGACAUAGUUACCCUGCUUAAGCAAUUACUGUCAUGUUGUGAAGAAUUCAAGAACAGUUCUCAGGCAGCGCAAGCAAUACUGAAACUAGAAAAUUUGAAGGAUGAUACACUUUCUGUCACGGAGGGGGAUGUAAAACAGUGUCUCCAAAAUCAAUAUGAUGAUCUUGUAAAAGACUUUAAAGCUGACCUGAUACAGUUUAAUAAAGAUCAACUUGGAACAACACCUAUAUCACCGGUAUUAGAAGAGGUUGACAGCCCGCUUCUGGAACUAUACGUACCGACGAUAAUUGCUAGGGUCCAGCCAGGCGUUACAGACCAGAGAACAACUCCUGUGGCAACGCUGAAGGACGUAUUUUUCGGUCGCAAAGAUCGUUAUAGGGAAAUUUAUUUAUGCGCCGACACAGGCCUAGGAAAGACAGUAUAUGGAAAACGACUUGCAUUGAUGUGGAGCCAAGCCAACGAACCGGAUCAAAAUGAAUGUAACAUCACCCUUGAGGAAAUAGAUGUAAUGAAAAGUUUUGAUUUUGUGUUUUUCAUUUCCUUGAAAGAGUCUGAUCAGAUACAUGUUGACGUUGAUGACAUGAUUGAACAUCAGAUAAUUAGGAAUUUAGCACGAAAGUCAAGCUAUAGGACAGAAUUUAUAGAAAAAGUCUUAACCAAUGAGAACUGUUUGAUUAUCCUAGAUGGUCUUGAUGAAUGGUCACAUGCCAAAGAACAUAUCCCUCAUAGAAAAUCAAGACAAACUUGCACGUUCUUCACGACGACAAGGCCAUGGAAAUUUACCAUCGCCAAGAUCAAACAAAGUAAAAUAGAUCAACAACUUGAAAUGAGAGGGAUCGACACUGUCGGGAAACAGAAAUUGUUGUCAAUUGUAAUGAAAAACUUAAUGGGUAAUGAAGUGGAUUGUGAGUCAGUCACUCAAUUAAAAGACUUUGAAACAGAAGUUAAAAAGAGGAAAAUUGUGGAAUUCGAGACCAGUCCAAUGUUGUUACUCUAUCUGAUAUGUCUUUGGCUCGACGAAAAGCCACUUGGCGACUCUCGCUGUAGUCUGUAUAGUAAUAUUGUUGAAAUGUUGCUACAAAAAUUUGCAGCAAAGCAGCCAAUAUUACCAACAUUUGCGGAAGGAAAAAUUAGCAUACCAGAAUGUUUCAAAAGAAACGAACAAUGUUGCAAAUACUUCACAUUCGUCGAUGCUUUAUCAUAUCUUGCUUUUAUAACUCUGUUUAACCAACAUAUUGAAAAUAAGUAUGUAUUUGCAGAUACGAUAGCAAAGAAAAACAUGCCUGGGAAGUAUAUAGAAUUUUGGUUAAAAACCGGUAUCUUAACACAAAUCAAAGGUCGGAAAAGACUCACGACACACGACAUUAGGGUGUCGUUCAUUCAUAAAACCUUUCAUGAGUUUUUCGCAGCUUUGCAUCUUGCACUUAGCGAACCAGAAGAUGUAACAGACGUUGUGGAAAAGGUGUGCCCAGACAUGAACUCGGUUCUUCAAAAUGCAAGUUUUCUAGAAUUUCUCUGUGGUCUUAGUCCAGCUACUGGCAGUAGAAUAUUAAACAGUUUGGUCGCACGUCAAGCAACAGAUAAAUUCACACAAAGGCUUCGGAACAACACCUAUGCUUUCCUUGACUACUGGGAAAUCUGUGAUUUAAAACAGGACUUCCAGGAUAUGAUGGUAGCCUGUGUGAAUGAAUCUAAAGACAAUAGUCAUAUUCCUAAUUAUCGUUUAGAAGAUAUAUUUCUGAAUUUUGACAGUGAACCAGAGAAGCGCUACGUUGACGCUUUGUGUGAUUUGGUUGAACACAAAAAUGUUAAAUCAAUCAAAUUUGGUCGAUCUCUUGUCCCUGGAGAAGUGCAUGAAUUAUGCAAAAUCCUGAAUGUACAAGGCAUGACAUGUCUACAGAAACUUGAUCUUUGGGGUCAUCCAGACAAAAAAGAUGUAGAGAUUCUACUUGAGACAUCCCCUAAAACGCUGAAGUGCCUUCUUCUUCACGGAUGCGAAAUGAUAGGAUAUAGGGAAUAUGAAAAGCACAUAGAGAUAUCAGAAGCAAGUUUCGAUUCACUUCAGACUUUGGACAUUCUCGACAGCAUAGACGUGUACUGCAUCAAACUCAAACAUGAUCUGAUACGAAAACUAUUCAAAUGGUUAGAAGAGAGAAAAUAUAUGAAACAAAUUAAGAUUGCUCGCGUAAAAUGCUUGGACCAUCUUAAUUACCGGUGUAAUUCCAGCGAUCACAUAUUCGAUCUGUCAGGACACGGUCAUCUUGACAUCGUUGGACUUGGAGACAUGUGCGUUGCUGAUGUCAAGGUCAACUCGUUAGCUUUACAGGAAUUCUGGGCAGAAUGUAGUGAGUCCAUUGUCACAUCCUUCUUGACCAGCUAUGCUCCGUUGGCUGCGAACCUACACACAUUUGUUGUCGAGUUCAUUGAUUCGACAGCAGUGGUGGAACACAUUUUGGACACGUUGCCACAUUUGGAUAGUCUUUGUCAUCUUCAGCUGAAAGGUAUGGAUCUGCAAGAAAGGGAACUGAUAUUGACAAAUCAGCACACAGUUAGGCAUAUACGACUGAUAGAAAUGAAAAUGGAAAGUAGAGCACUGAGAAACUUAAUUGAAAAGUUAGAGACAUAUAGUAAUUCUGUCACUGUAGAAAUGGCGUCAUGCAUCGUACGACAAGAUAAAGGCGAUGAGAGUAUCUGUUUUGAGAAGAUAAGAGAUAAGAUUCUGUUGUCAGAAAAACAUUUUACUGUAAUUGCAAACUUGAGAUGUUCUGGACAUUUUAAUGCUUUUGCAUUUAGGACAGUUCGUGGUAAAUAGAGUCUAGCUCUUUGCAACUAGAUUUCAUUGUAGUCAUAAGGGAAGUAAAUGACAUUUUAAAGGGAAUACAAUAAAUAAGUAGAAUAUUUGCAGUCAUCGAGUAAAAACGUUUUUCUAUGUCAAAAUAGGUAUCAAACUAGUCACAGAAUCCUGCAUUAUCUUGACACGUGUCCUUCUUUCCGUCUUUUGGACUCGGUGUUACGUGUUCUAGUCCUUCGGGAUUAUGGAGUCUACUAAUUGUAUUCUGCUUAAAACAGGACAUGAAGGUUGUAGCAAAUUUCCUUUUUUAUGAACAGAUUCAAUCAAACCGAGUCUGACAUUAUUUUGUGUGGUUGAGUUCUGUGCUUCCAAACGGUUUGCUUAGGUUUUGUUAAUUUUCACAGCAGGAGUUUUUAAGUGCCAUGCUACGUUUAUAAGUAGUGUCUACAUGCUCUGAUACAAUCAAAGCCAGUCUUCAUAUUUGGCUUAGUUGUAGUAUCUGUGUCCAAAGAAUCGUCUUAAAAGUUUGCUUUCUAAAUGACAAUUGAGAAUAAAUUGUGAAAACUUUAUCACUAAAGACUCUGGUGUUUAGGGUACAAAAUGUAGCAGACAACAUUUAACAUGAUACAAUUCUAAUAAUAAAAUGAUGUAAGUGCAAUACCUGUUUUUGUUUAAAUUCAUAUAAUAUUAUGUUAAGAACAUAUAAAAUAUACGUAUACAUGUACAACAACGAAUGUGUGAUAUGUACUUUUGUUAAUAUGAAAUAUAUUGCUUACAUUUUACGGAAGCGUUAUAUGUUUUCGGACGUGCAUUUCGGCAAAAUUCCUUAGUGUUUUUUGCGCAUUUGUAUAUUUGUAUCUUAUUGUUUGUAUCCUUUGAUAUCUCAAUAAGCACUGAUCAUAUAUAUUUGAUUGUUCAGUAGAAACAUCUCGUCGAUGAAAGGGGUCCAAUUCAUUACUUAGCUCAAAAUGGAGAGCGCAGAUGUCGCGAGUUCGAGCCCUGAGCGAGGCGUUAGAUCUCCUUGACGAUUUGUUAAAAAACAUUGUGCCUUAAAUCAUUCGUAUCAGGAAGUUGGCAGUUACAUGCAGAGAACAGUUUCUACCGGCACAGAAUCCAGCAACACUGGUUCAACCAGAACCUUAAGAUGAUCAUGAUGUGUCCUUAAAAUGGUUUGCCGUUAAAUAAAAUUCCCAUGCCUUAUGAUUUCAAGUUUUGUCACUAAGUCUAAUUCUUCCUUCCAACUCCUCUUUUGCGUUUCCAUCUUAUACAUAUUAUUGCACUUAUAUUUACCAACUGAAAUAUUGUUGAAAAACGGCGAUAAACCUAAAACAAACAAAAACAAAAGCAUAAUCCAUCCACUUAUUCAACAAUUAUUGAAUUGAUUAAUGGUGUAAAUAAACGUUUUGA
This is a messenger RNA of Mercenaria mercenaria, 4835 nucleotides long. RefSeq lists its product as uncharacterized. Lineage: Eukaryota; Metazoa; Mollusca; Bivalvia; Venerida; Veneridae. The record is from RefSeq and is a predicted model, not a curated record. The transcript is spliced from 4 exons. Bases 450 to 3449 code for a protein of 999 amino acids.